UUGACUUCCUGUAGUCGUACUGAUAAAUCAUCGCUCCUUGUAUAAAUUACUUUCACUUGAUUUAUCAGGGGUAGUAUAGAAGUAUAACAACAUUUGAAUGACACGUCAAGCUGAUAGAAUCUUUAAUUUAAACUGUUAUUUAAUGGGAAAAAAGUCUAAAAGUGAUUAAUUAUCGGUCAAAGACAAUGUAUAAUAGUAUGCUCAAUGUGUACAUAACAGUAUUAUUCAUACCAGGAAUUUAUCCUCAAUCUCAGUCUAUUCUUAAAUUCAAAUUUACGGAAGGAAGACAAAUGGAUCGACAUGUAGUUUUAAGGAACACUGUUCCAUCUAUGUAUCAGUGUGCUCAAAUUUGCCUUAGUUUUAAAAAAUGCAAAUCUUUUAGUUUUGGUCGUGUCGACAAAAAAUGUCUCAUUUCAAAUAUGGAAUGGACAAUCAAUAAUUUACAUUUCAAAAAUGGUUAUGUGUUUGCAUUGAAGGAUGACAUCCCAACUAAAUUAGGAGGAAACUGUGGUGGCUCUCACGGCUGCCAGGACGAGGAAAUCUGCUUGAGGGAAAGCGAGUACGACAGUAGUUGCGUUCCAUACUACCAGUGUUUGAACGGUGAUCCCUCUAUAACGUACUGUCGGCAUUGGUCUUCAAGAGGAGGUUGUGAUAAGAACAACAUUGAUACGUAUGUAGGAAGUGCAUGGUGGGAGCAUGGAUCAUGGCUAUAUAUGGCAUAUCACUGUAAACGGGAGUGUAGAUUCUGCUUAGAACGUUUCUAAAAUUCAGGUCCAGAGUCGGGUUAUAUUAGUUUAAAAAAACUACCUGAUUCCGGGGAUUACAUUUUUAAUUUGAAAGACCAUUUAUUGGAUUAAGCUGUUGAAACAAAAGUUGAAGAUAUCGUCAUUUUAGGGCACUUUGUUGAAGACUCCCUGAAACCUAGUAAUGUCCGACUGAAAAUAUUAUCAGAAGAUACGUCUCAGUAUAUCGACGAACCUACCAAUCUACGGAUAACUCUUGUUUAGAAUAAGUGUUUGCUUUGUUAGAAAUGUUAUAGAUCUUGUUUGUCAAAACAAUUGUAUCUUAAAAUCUUAAUUCAA
Messenger RNA from Mytilus trossulus (common blue mussel), 1082 nucleotides. RefSeq lists its product as uncharacterized. NCBI's taxonomy places the organism in Eukaryota, Metazoa, Mollusca, Bivalvia, Mytilida, Mytilidae. The transcript is spliced from 3 exons. The coding region runs from base 186 to 764 and encodes 192 amino acids. The record is from RefSeq and is a predicted model, not a curated record.